GCACCCGCUCGUCCACCGUUCGCAUACGCCGCGCUUGCUCGCAUACGCCGACCCUACCCGCAGCCGGCCGGCCUGCCCGCAGCCGCUACCAUGGCCAACGAGCAGAGCGGGCUUCCCCUGCGGAGGUGGAAGCCUUUCUACAGCGCUUUCCAGGCGAUCGACGGCGCGAUCGAGGCAUGCGGCUACCCGCGCGCCGAGUAUCGUGACGUGCGUGGCGAGAUCGUCGUGCUGCUCCGCGGCGCCACGGAUGACGGCGUGGCCGAGCAGCUCUGCGCCGUGCUCGACGACGUCAUGGUCGAAUCCCUCAAGACGCUGCUGGUCGCGCCCGUCCCGCACGACCUGCUGGCGUCCACCGAGCUGGCGAGGACCGUCGGCGCCCUCGGGAGCCACGGGUCGUCCCGGAUCCGGAGCCUCGCGCGCGACGUCGUGCGCGGGUGGAGGGUAGCCGUCGAAGCCUCCUUCGCCACUGCUGUAGCGGUGAAGAAGAAACUCGACAAUCUCUCUGCUGAUCAGAUCCCGCUCCCGCGCGCUGCCGUCGACAAGGUGCACGUACCGUCUGCCAAGAUGCUUCCCGCUGCUGCUGAGGUACACAACAAGAAGCCGGACAUACCACCAGCAAAGAUGAUUUCCAUCGCUACCGCUGUCGAGGUACACAACAAGAAGGCGCACGUACCACCAGCAACGACGCUUCCCACCGCCGAGGAACACAAGAAGCACCAUUAUGUUCCGCCAACGAAGACGCUUCCUCCCGCAGCAAUUCUAUCGAAUCAACAGAAGAACAUAAGUGAGACCAAGAAGCCGGCCGUCGCCGAGAGCGAGAAGAUGGAGGCUACAAAACGCAAGCUACGAGAGAGUUACCAAGAAGCCGAUGGAGUCAAGCGUCGGCACAGCAUCCAUACCAUCAGGGAGGAAGAGGGGAAGCUGCUGGAGGAGGAGCAAUGGAAGAUGCAUGCGUCCCAUCGUGCGAUAGGAUGUAGGACCUCGUCAGGCGUCAGGUGUUCUCGGCCUCCUCGCGUGCUAUAGGGCCGGAUCUUAUUUUUGGGUGACCAUUAUUGUGCAUUUUGAUGUCGUGGAUCAUCAGCGCCGGGACAUAGCAAAUUUUAUCCUGAUACUAACUGUCCAAGAGAAAUUGCUCAUUGAUGCA
Messenger RNA from Zea mays, 1144 nucleotides. RefSeq lists its product as uncharacterized. NCBI's taxonomy places the organism in Eukaryota, Viridiplantae, Streptophyta, Magnoliopsida, Poales, Poaceae. The record is from RefSeq and is a predicted model, not a curated record. The coding region runs from base 91 to 1023 and encodes 310 amino acids. The transcript has a single exon.